GGAUCCUCGCUUUCCCGCCGACGGUUGGCUACGUCACGUGACAUGGGUUGGAAGAUGGCGUCUCCCACAGACGGGACUGAUCUGGAAGCAUCUUUGCUAAGUUUUGAAAAACUUGACCGUGCCUCACCAGACCUUUGGCCAGAACAGUUACCAGGUGUUGCUGAAUUUGCAGCUUCCUUCAAAAGUCCUAUCACUAGCUCUCCACCUAAAUGGAUGGCUGAAAUAGAACGUGAUGACAUCGACAUGUUGAAAGAACUGGGUAGCCUCACCACAGCUAAUUUGAUGGAGAAGGUACGAGGCCUACAGAACCUGGCCUAUCAGCUGGGCCUGGAUGAGUCCAGAGAGAUGACCCGGGGGAAAUUCCUCAACAUUCUAGAGAAGCCUAAGAAGUAGCAGCUGCCUGUGGACGGGAUGUCCAGAGGAUUCUAACUAUGCUCCCUUGCCAGUGCAUCUCUGACCAUGCACACCUCACUGCUUCCUCAGGAGAGGCCGGAGGGUGUACCUCCAGGACUGACCCUCUCUCCUGCUCCUGGCACUCCAUGUCUCUGAGGACUUCGGCAACAAGAGAAGAAUCUGCUCUACCCGAGGAUCAUUGCAGUUUUUCCAUCAGCUUCCAGACUUGAACGUGCUUACCUCAGAUGUUGGCAACAGCAGAGGGCAUAUCAUUCUUAAAGGUCAAAGUCCUGCUUCCUCAUUUCCAGAAGUGAUUCAGGAGCCCCAGGAUCUUACAGUUGAUUUGAUUCUGUGAUGGCAAAGUCAGUUGUGCUAUAUCGAUUGGAUGGGUUUUUUUGAGUUGUACUUGAUCUCUUAGGAAGUAUUUAUGAUGCAAGGAGACCAGAGACUAACCAGAUUUCUGGACCAGUCCAUGCAGCCUGACCUGUGAGCUCUCCAGUUUAUAGUAGGUUCCAAGAAUCCCCAGCUGGAGAAACCAGAGUCUUCUCAGAAUGUAUACCUGCUUUUCCAGUUCUACAGUUCUCAUGAUGGUCCCAUCCCCCAACACCUUCUAUUCCCUUACACUCAGUCCCCACCAUCCAGUUCUGACUCCAGGGAAGGGGAUCUCUGAGUAGUGAGUCCCUCCUGGGUUUUGCUUGUGUCAUGAAAGCCUCAUCUGUACAAGGUUGCAUUAAGUUCUGGACCUCAAGACCAACAUGAAGGUGACAAAAAGGACUUUUGAGUUCUAGUUAAUCUGCUACAAAUUCAAGCCAGGAAGUCAGUAUGACCUGAAAGAUGGUAGAAGGGUAUGAUUUUCAGGAGUUCCUAUUUCACAAGAAACUAGAAACCCUAAUUGGCCUUAGAAUAAUGUGCUGUGGGAUGGUGGCAGUGUUUUGUCUCCCUUAUGUCCUCACACAGCACCUGUCAGAGACUUCACCCAUCUGACAGAAUUACAUGCACAUGAAAGAAUUUCAUGGCUUGAAUACAACUCUCAUGGAGCUCUUCAUCAGUGCUAGAACCUGAAAAUCUGAUCCAUGGACAAAAUCAAUUAAUACAUGUUCUCUGAAUUUUAUCUUACAAGCCAGCCCCACAGUCCCUGAUGUUUUGAGAAGUACAUGGGGUUUCCUAAAAAAAAGGGACAUCCAUGUGGCAGAAAUCUAAUGGUAUUUGGACUCAAGGAAGGUUAUGGUCAAGUUUUGGGUCCUGAGUGCUUGUACUAGGGUAUAGUACUCUCCAAUUUAACAGCUAGUCCGUUAAUCAUUUUCUGACCUUCAUACCUUGUUUCUCAUGCUAGAAUUAAUGUUGGAUUAAAAAAAAGGAGGGGGGGAUCAAACGUGAGACACAAAAGAUGAGGAUGAGAAAGAAAACAUUCUGCUUGGGUGCUACUUAGAAGUUUAGGUUUUAGAGGCUUUGAUUUUAAGUUAAGCUUAUUAUCAACAUUCCUUUAUCUCCCUAAAUGCGGUUAGCCUAUGUGUUUGUGUGUGUGUGUAUGUGUGUGUGAGUGAGUGUGGCCAAAAAAUAGUGCCAUAAUAUCAAAUUCUUCCUUUGCUCUGUUUUUGAGAGUUGAUGGCAUCAGGUACUUUCAAGUGCUUGGGGAAAUUGAGGACUAUAUGGAGAAAUACUGGGAUAGUUCCCCACACCAACCCUGUAAACCUGAAGCUAUGUAGUUGAUUUUCUGGUCUGCUUUGGCCUCUUUCUUUUACCGUCAUCUUGUUCACCAGCACUUAAUGUAAGUAGAUGUUUUAGAAUUGCGAUAUUUAUUGGUUUUGUAUUUGUUGUCCUUAGAAAUGUUAAUGAUGUAUUUUUAUAAUGAUAAUAUAAAUUUAUGUACAGUGAGUGUAUGUAUGUAUUUCAGGAUGUUAGAGGAUUGUACUUUAUAUAUGAUGGUUUCUGUGUCUUCAAAUAAACAUAUCCCUUUUAUAGGAGAGUG
Molecule: messenger RNA, 2362 nt
Organism: Choloepus didactylus (southern two-toed sloth)
Lineage: Eukaryota; Metazoa; Chordata; Mammalia; Pilosa; Megalonychidae
Gene: LIN52
Product: lin-52 DREAM MuvB core complex component
Exons: 6
Coding region: 43-393 (116 amino acids)
Biological process (GO): regulation of DNA-templated transcription
Cellular component (GO): DRM complex
Source: RefSeq, a predicted model, not a curated record